Ricinus communis (castor bean) is the source of this 2357-nucleotide messenger RNA. RefSeq names its product protein TPX2. Gene Ontology annotation, molecular function: protein kinase activator activity; microtubule binding. Gene Ontology annotation, biological process: regulation of mitotic spindle organization; activation of protein kinase activity; mitotic spindle assembly. Lineage: Eukaryota; Viridiplantae; Streptophyta; Magnoliopsida; Malpighiales; Euphorbiaceae. The transcript is spliced from 18 exons. The coding region runs from base 483 to 1997 and encodes 504 amino acids. Gene Ontology annotation, cellular component: nuclear microtubule; mitotic spindle. The record is from RefSeq and is a predicted model, not a curated record.
UCAAAGACAAGAAAUCAAAAUUCCCAAAAAUAAACGCCUAAUUUACCUCCUUGUCCCUGCACUGACCCAUUCAAAUCCCUCUUUCAGGCUUUUCAUCGUUUGCCAAUUUCAGGGCUAAAACCGUCUUAUUACUUUCGUUUUGAAAUAAAAUUCAAAAAUUUAGAUCGUUACAAAAGGAAGUUACAGACUUUGGUGCUAUAAUAAAUCCAAAAAUAAAAAAUAAAAAAAUAAAAAACGUGCUUGUACCUUGGCUAUAAACUGUUGUACUUCCAUAUUUCUUUUAAAUUUUGGAAAGUAAAUGAAAAGAAAAUCAGAGUAUUUAUGCUACAGUGCCGUUUCUUUCUCUUCUCUGUUAGUACAAAACUUGCAAGCUCGAAUUUCGAGGAUUAGGGUUUUUGGCAAAUCCAGUCAAAUCAAUACAGUAUUAUUAUUUACUACUGUUAUACGUAUCGUCUAUCGAUUGAGACAGAGAGGAAAAAGAAAUGGAAAUGGAAAUGGAAGAUGAAGAAAUGGAAGUGGAGUUAGUGUUCGAGGCGCGUGAGGUUGAUCUUGAUUACGAAUUUGAUGCUGCAAUGUUCUUUGAUUUCACGCGUCAAGAGUCACUUGCGGAGGCGCAUGAGGCUGAGCGGUGGUUUGAUACGGCUCAGAGCUAUCCUCCUUCUCCUUUUGUGGCAAAGCUGGCGUUAAGAGAAGAAAAUACGGAAACUUUGAUAACUGAAGAGUGCAGAGGUGGCUUAUUAGACACAGAAGCUCCUGAAAUAGAGGUGGAAAACCAAGAAUGCGAAAGAACGUAUAGAGGGAUUUUUACCAACUUGCAAAGUGGCCAUCUGCAAGAAGUUCAAAAUAAACCACUUGAAUUGCCAACAGAAUUGACUAAUUACAAUCAUACAUAUACUGGUAUGUCACGGGUAAAGUCCACUGUAAAGCCAAAUCUUCCUAGGAGAUCAACUUUGAUGAAACCUACAGCAAGCGUAUUGGCCAAGCAAAAUCAGCGCCCUCAAGGUGAUGGUUCCAGAUUUCAGCUGCUAUUUGAUCAAAAGGAGAAAAGCAUAUGUAGUUCUUCUGCAGUUGAAAGUCAAGCUGCAAAGAGGCAAAAGCUAGAGGGAGGCCACUCCCGUAAGUUUGGCGAUGCAAAGCAGCAAAUAGAUUUCGUCCACAAGGCACCUAGAAAGGAAGGAACUAUUGAUAAAUGCUCUGCUCAGUCAAGGCUGAGGCUUACUAUUCCAAGAGAGCCUGAUCUUGAAACAGCACAUCGGGCUCAUAGGAUGAGGCCUAAAAAUAACACAGAAGUUGAACAUGUGACAGUGGCUGCACAAAGAUUUAAAGCUCGUCCAUUAAACAGAAAAAUUCUCGAGGCUCCUUCAUUGCCUCUUCCAAAGAAGAGCACUCCAAAGUUGCCAGAGUUCCAAGAAUUUCAUCUUAAGACAUUAGAGAGGGCAAUGCAGCAUGCAUUUGUAGUUUCUUCUUCCUCACUUCAGCACAAUGAUUCUGAACAGGGGUUGGACAAAUCUACUACAGUUUCUGUUGCAGAAAUUGGAAAGAGAGAAUCUAGAAGACCAAGCACUGUGGAUACUAAAAAGCAGGAUGGAUGCAGUGCACCACAUGUAUUUAAAGCUCGUCCUCUGAAUAAGAAGAUAUUCACAAGUAAAGGUGAUAUUGGUGUUUUCCGAAAUAGCAAGCGGGAAACCACAGUGCCAACGGAAUUUAAUUUUCAUACAGAAAAGAGGAUUCAUCAUAAUCCACCCAUAGAUCUUUUCAGUAAGCUAUCCCUGGCAUCCGAGCUCCAGCCAAAUAAUGGAUUUCGGUUGCAAUUGCCUCGACCAAGCUUAAUGUCCAUAAAGGGCUCAAAAGAAAAUAGAUUGAAUCAUCUACAAACGGAGCAUAAGAUAACAGUGACACAUUCAGCAAAAGAAAAGCCACUGAUUUUUGGUGGAAAGCAGACUCAAUCCAGUGAAGUUGGAAAUCAAUUGAGCAUGAGGAGCUUGGGUGUCCGGUGAUAGCUCAACAGAGACGUCAAAUGGGAGUUUGAUGGAUCUAUACCUGAACAUUGCGAAACAGUUGAAAAAGAUAGCAACUUUUUUUUUAUUGGUUGUGCACAGAAUCAAUGUUGGUCGCCUUGGUUAAAAGGGGUAUUAUAUAGCUAAGAAGAAACUGAUCUGAUAGAGUCAUGUAAAGCUAAUUUCGGUCUCCAACAAUUCGUAGGUCACUGUCCUUAGUCCAAUAAACUGGUUGCUGGGCCACUGUUGUACAGCGAUUAGGCCUGCUCAACCUCAUACCACCUUCAGGUCUUUUUUGUAGCAUGAACACCAUAUGCAAUCACUAUUAAUGAAAGGUUACAGAAUAGGGUUUUCUUUUUA